Messenger RNA from Cyprinus carpio (common carp), 739 nucleotides. RefSeq names its product stonustoxin subunit beta-like. The record is from RefSeq and is a predicted model, not a curated record. The transcript has 2 exons. Bases 112 to 582 code for a protein of 156 amino acids. NCBI's taxonomy places the organism in Eukaryota, Metazoa, Chordata, Actinopteri, Cypriniformes, Cyprinidae.
GGAGGGGAGUUCAGGAUUACAGCAGGACUACACAAAUAUGCCUGUGAUCUCACAUUGGAUCCAAUCACAGCAAAUACUCGUCUCGUUCUUUCAGAGGACAACAGAAAAGUGAUGUGGGUAAAUGAGGAUCAGCCAUAUCCUGAUGAUCCACAGAGAUUUGAUGUGUGUCCUCAGGUUCUGUGUAGAGAGAGUCUGUCUGGACGCUGUUACUGGGAGGCUGAAUUGAGUGGAGAUGCUGCUAUAUCAGUGACAUAUAAAGGAAUCAGCAGGAAAGGAGGAAGACAUGACUGUGUGCUUGGAUACAAUAAAAAAUCCUGGAGUGUGAUCUGCUCUAAUUACAGCUUCACCGUCCACCACAAUGAUGAUAUCACUCACCUAAGUGUCCCUUCACUCUUCUCUAAUAGAAUAGGAGUGUAUGUGGAUGUGUCGGCCGGCACUCUGUCCUUCUACAGCAUCUCUGACACAAACAAACUCACAGACUUACACACAUUCAACACCACAUUCACUGAGCCUCUCUAUGCUGGAUUUAUAUUGGUGUUCCUCAACUCCUCAGUGUCUCUGUGUCAGACUGAAAGCCUGUGACCAGCAACAGAGACAUCACACACAUCUGAUUAAAAGAAAUACGCUCACUUUAUAUAAUCCAGUAUAUUGUAGUGCUAUGCAUAUUGUAGUGUAUAAUGUACUAUAGGCUAUAAUGUUUUAUAAAUUGUAGUGCUAUCAGUUACCCAGUGUAGUGGAC